Neolamprologus brichardi is the source of this 627-nucleotide messenger RNA. The record is from RefSeq and is a predicted model, not a curated record. NCBI's taxonomy places the organism in Eukaryota, Metazoa, Chordata, Actinopteri, Cichliformes, Cichlidae.
AUGGAAGCUGUGCUUGGAUUGAUAGUGAUGUUGCUGGGUUUGUCUCAUGGUGUGGGAACUUACUGUGAUGGCAGACAGGAUGGAGCUCAGUGUUAUGGAGCUUUGGGAGGAACUGUGGACAUCCAGCUGAUGGACAGCAGCUCUGAAAUACCUAGAUACAAACUGUUAAAGAAUUUCCUAAUGAUACUAUCUGUGAGAAAUAGCACAAUUAUUCCUAAUACCAUAGUACAGGGGUCUCUCUUUUCCCCCGGUAACGGAACAUUUAGGAUCAAUAACCUGAGCAGGAAUGACAGUGGUGAUUAUACCCUUGAAACCUUUGAUUCAGAUGGAUAUUCAUCGGGCGAGCGGACUUUAAAGUUGAUUGUUCAAGCUCCUGUGUCCUCUGUCCUGCUGGUCUCUGAGUGUCUGUCCCAGGGAGAGAUGAGGGUGUCCUAUAAGUCCUUGCUUAUAUGUGGUUUGCGAGCAGUUGUGGUCAUUCUCUUGCUAAUUGGGAUUUCCAUCUACUUUGCUUGGAAGAAAAAGAAACAUGACAAAGCUGAAGUCUCUGCUGUCCCACAAACAAGAGGAGAUCCAGAGGACUCUCUUCUGAUGGUUGAAAUGAGUUCUGCAACUUACACCAACGCCUAG